AUGGAGCGCUAUGUUACCGAAGAAGAUGUCCUUUUUUGUUUGGCGGUUGUUGAGGAAAUGGAUUCCCUUAGACGUUCAGUUGUAGCGGAAGGGCGUAAAGUUGGGGUCGAGGUGCUCUUGCUGCGAAGGGGCGAGCGAAACUGCGGAGCAUCUUUUUGUGACCGAUCCAGUGGCUGCGACCGUUUGGGGUCACUUUGGUCACCAGUUCGGGCUUUUGCGGAGGGGGGUAUAUGGGGUAUCUUCUGUGCUGAUGUCGUGGUUCUUAUCCCACCCGAUGGGCAUGCACGGAAGUUGGGGCAGUCAUUUCGGGGCGACAGGGAUUGUAUUUGGGCUAGAGGGAUUCAGGGAACGGGGGCGGUGAAGCAGCCGCUCCUUGUAACAUGGGACAGGCCCCCCGCGCCAUAUCUGAAACUGAAUACAGAUGCCAGUGUUGGAAUAUAUGGGGCAUUCGGUGGCGGCGUAGUCCGGUCGAGCGAGGGCACGGUGAUCUUUGCAUUUUACAAGGAGUUCGGGGAGGUUGGUGUGGUCCACGCAGAGGCAUUGGCAUUGAUGACCGGGUUAACCCUAUGUCGCGACAGACAAAUGACUGACAUCAGGGUAGAGAGCGACUCUGGGACGCUCGUCCAGAUGGUCAAUUCGGGAGCUUUGGCACGCUGGCCGGUAUGUAACGUUUUGAGGAAUAUACGGGGCUUAGUGACAGAAUUGGGGGCGUCACUUUGCCACAUCUAUCGGCAAGCUAAUAUGGUAGCAGAUUCUCUAGCUUCUUUACAGCUGGGCCAAGACCAGGUGUACACCGGUGAAGAGUUACUUCCACGUAGGGUUUGUCGUUUCAUACGUUUAGAUAGCCUUGGGAUUCCUUAUGUUAGAGCGUAA
Coffea arabica (coffee) is the source of this 873-nucleotide messenger RNA. NCBI's taxonomy places the organism in Eukaryota, Viridiplantae, Streptophyta, Magnoliopsida, Gentianales, Rubiaceae. The record is from RefSeq and is a predicted model, not a curated record.